AUGGGAGGUGCAAUCUCUAAACAAAUACCAACCAGGAAAUUCACCGAAAAAGUAGCGACUAAUGUAAAAUCAAGUGCAUCAGAAACGCGCUCCCAAAUAAAUAAUGAAAGGGAAGCAGAAACAACUGCUCGGCCCUUGGCUAGCAUGACACGUGAUCGAGCUAUUGAAGUUGAUGGAAAAGAUCCACAUUUAUUACAGAAUCUUUCUUCUAUCGAACAAGUAAUGAUGCCAAAAACCAACAUACGAUAUAAACAGUCGAACAAUAUGCGAGUAAUCUUAAACCGCCGAAAAGCAAUCAAAGAACAAGAAGAAAGUGAUGAUACCCAAAUUGGCCGGAAUCGCUUAACAAUCCAGGAUAUUCAUCAAUUGUUCGAAAAUAGAAAAUCGGCCCCUCAAGAAUGGACAAUAGAGAUAUUAGCCACACACUAUAAUUUAGAGCCGUCCACGGUACAAACAUUGUUAAAACAUGUAAACACAGUUGAAGGUGUCUGGGUUGAUGAUCUGGCAAAAGUCAAGUACCAAAGAAAGUCAAAUCAACGCCCUGAUGCUGCUCCCAUUAAUUAA
Molecule: messenger RNA, 564 nt
Organism: Ambispora gerdemannii
Lineage: Eukaryota; Fungi; Glomeromycota; Glomeromycetes; Archaeosporales; Ambisporaceae
Source: the annotation of a GenBank genome assembly